ACGAACUCUUUUUUUCAUAGAAGUGGUUCAACUUCAUGACAAAACAUUUGUCAAUAUUUAAAAGGAGAUAUGGCAGGUGAUAUUCUAUAUUUUUGUUCUUGUCAACAAAUCCUAAGAAAAGAUCAAAGCCAACAAUGCGUUAGUCUGUCUCUCAAUACUUUCUGACUUGCAAAGAGAGUUUAUGUCGACUUUGAAGUCUUAAUUACAGCUGAGAAACUCUUGACUUCCCUGAAAGCUACUAUAUGUCUAACUUGGCAUUUCAAUAUACGGAAGUGCCUGAAAGUUAAACUAAUAUGGAUGUCUCAUGUCAGCCAAAGUCUGUCAUCAAAGGUGAUUGAGCCAAAAUUUUAUAGUAUUAGUGUCAUGUUGUCGAUGACCAAAAGCCGUCUUGAAUUGUCUGGUAAUGAGAACGUUUGUUAAUCGUAAACAUGAGAAUCUUUCCCAUCUCUACCAUCCAUCCAUCCCAUACGAUGUGAACGCAGCAGCUUCUGUUGUCUUUGUUUGGGGUCAUUUCAAUAUGGAUAAUCUUUGUCAGGAUAAUAUCAAGCACAUCUCCUUCAGUGUGAACUCCACCUUCUGCUGUAGAUACAGAGGUCAGGUUGCAGAGAGUGAACUAGCAUUUGCACCCAGUGGCAUAUUCAACAGCCUUAUAGCCAAAAACAAUUUUUCAAUUAGUGAAUUUGACCUUUUUUUUUUUUUUUUUGAUCAUCGCAGACCAGGCAGGUUGGUAAACAUGAGCGUGCUGUAUGCAGUUUACUGACAUCACCUCACUGGAUUCAUUUGUACUGAAUUUUCAGCCAGCUUUAACACUUUCAGUUAAAAGUGGAGCCAUUUCUUUGCAAGUUUAAGGAGGAAUCUUAGCUGCAAUGUAAGUUUGUUAUUAAAGCAUUAAGCUGAUAUCCUCUGAUUACAAUCACAGCAGUAAUUCCAGGAGAGACCUUUUAAAGGUUUCCAAACAUUUUCAUUCUCUGCUCGAUGAAAGUCAGAGGUUUGUUUACCUUUUUAAAUUCAAGCUUUUUUUUUUUUUUUUUUUCCUGAGGCAACAAUUAGUUUUAAGUGUUUGGCCUGUGUGGAACCUGAUAGCAGCAGGCUUUCAUUAUAAUUAGCAGGCAUCCAGGCUUUGAAAAUGGAUAUUGGCACUUUCUACUUAAUGUCAGCUUCUCUGAUUGGAGUGACUUUCCAAAUUGCUCCUGAAAGGAGAAGUUCUUCAGAGGUUCGGCUCAGCCUUGAAGAGACGUAGCUGCCAUUUUUCUAUGUAGGUCUAAUUUUUAACAGGCAGAAAAGCUCUUGUCUUUAUUUGAUUCAUCUGUCUUAGUUUAUUGUUUUUUUUGUGGCAGAUAACAUUUACAAUUAUUUUAAAACAAUGGCACCAAAGUUGGCAUGAAGCUGGACAGGAAGUACAGAGCCAUUACAAUACAACACAACUGUGUACAGCAGAAUGUAAUAAAUGGGAAAUACACAAAUAUUUAAUAGUACAAUGAAGGCAGCUGUGGGAGACCUGGUUAGACCAUGUUUUAGGACUGCAACUAACAAUUAUUUUCAUAAUUGAUAAAUCUGCUGUUUUGUUAUGUUUUUCAGGCGAUAGAAUAAUAGUUUUGUUCACUAAAUAUUUGAUAGUAGUGAAGUUGUCAUCCACAAUUUCCCAGAGUCCAAGAUGACGUCUUAAAAUAUCUUGUUUUAUCUGACAAACAGUCUGAAACCCAAAUAUGUUGAAAGAUAUUUAGUUUAGAUUUAGUUUACUGUAGUGUCAAGACAAGGAAAAGCAGCAAAUUCUCACAUUUGAGAAACUGGAGAGAUUUUGCUUGAAAAAAUACUUAAAUUAUUUGUCCAUUGUGAACAUAGUUGCAGAUUAAAUUUUCUGUUUAUCAACUAAUAUUUGCAGCUGUAGACACUUUGAAAUUUAUUAGAACUACGAGUGGCUCCGUUGUUCAGUUCAUAUUUAAUUUUUAAGCCAAUUAUCUACAGAUUGAGUUUGAAUUUUGGUUGUUACUUGGAGAUAUCUGACAUCUUUCUGACAUCAUCCCCAUAGCCUUUGGAUGAACUCAAUCGUGAUCUUUCCUUCUAACAUUAUAAUUCGGUCAGACUUUUAUUAUUAUCAGUAAUAUGAGGUUGUCACAUUGGAUGUCACAUCUUGAACUGAAGUUAUAUUUCAGCUGUGUUCAUAGGAAAAUAGUGUUUAAUCUUUGGAGAUAACAUGUUGGCCAUGUUAUUGGCUUUUUUAUACAAUAAUUAUUGAUAAUAUCUUAAGAUAAUGAGAUAAUUUGGGUAAGUGGUGCUGAGAAGAAAACAGAAAUCUCAAGAUGAUGAAUAAAAUGUUUAAGUUGUGAUCUCAAGAUAACAGGUCACCCUUGUAUUCUGUAGGUAGCAGCUGAAAGUGAGCUUCAUGUACUGAUUGCUGUCAUGGAAAAGGAAGAUUAGCCAAAGGUCGUCUCUGAAUGCAUCUAUAGUCAGCUUGAGCUUGAGGCUGUGGACUCCUUAUCUCAAACUCUGAGGGGCUGUGUGGAGCAGGGAGGAGGGAACCAGCCUAAUCUCCAGCUGCAUGAAUCAUUCACUGAGCGGCUGAGAGAGCCAGGUGUUGAUUUGAAGCUGUGUGUGUGCUCAAAGGUCCCAGUCUUGAAAAAUGACUCAGUCAGUCCAAGUUAACCCAAAGCUGCCUGAUCUGGGCUCUCCAUUCCUCUACUCUAGUCAGGAAGAGGCUAACCAGCCAGCCUCCUACUCCGUCCAAACACCGUAUGGUUUCCAGCUUGAUCUGGACUUCCUCAAAUAUGUAGAAGAGAUAGAGAGUGGGCACAACCUUCGCCGUGCACCAGUGACAUCCCGCCGCUCUGGACGGGGGCACAAAAUCUCCCAGAGGAGCCCUAGUGUGGGGGGGCGCACCAGUGGCUGGACCUCCACAGAGUCUCUUGCAUCCCCGGCUAGUGAGGAUGGCAGAGCUCCUCCUCCACCGCCACCACGCAACCGCCUUGGGUCAGCACCCUGUGAAGGGCUCUCUCUUUCCCCUGUGACCCUCCUCAGUGUUCCUCCACUGUCUGCCGGAACCAAAGUGCCACCCCCUCCACCACAGCGCAACCCCAGAGUUGAGCGGACUCUUCUUGAAACCAGUCUGCGGUUACAGCAGGAGCAGAGCCACCAGCACCAGAAUGGUGGGCGAUUCCAGCUUGGAGAUCCUCCCAAGAAGCUCUUGACCUCUCCAUCACCUCAGCCACUGCAGAGUAGCUGGACUAAACCUAGUCCUCAGACCUCUGGGCGCAGCACUCCAGCUGCUGGCACCACAAUGACUCCAAUCCCACCCAGCCAGCUGCAGACAGUUAGAGAGCAGAUGGCUACAGCCUUGAAGCAGCUGAAGGAGAUGGAAGAACGGGUAAAGGGCGUUCCAGCACUUGAGAAAGAGGUGGCCAAACUUCGUGCAGAGAAAGACAUGCUCCUGUUGGCACUGCAGGAGAAGAAAGUAGCCAUGGAGGCGGCCCAGCAGCAGAAACCGUCUUCAGAGUCCUCCACCCAAACCACAGAGACCCUUCAAACCAACACCAGUAUCCAGAGUCGAUUAAGUUCACCAACCUCACCUGGUCACAAAGGCCUUGGAAAAUCUGGGGAGCUGAAAAAGCUGACUGAGAAAUUCGAGGGGAUGGAGGAGAAAGCUGCAGAACGUUCACCUAAAGUUUUAUUAAAAACUCCAGAGAAAGUUUCAGUUGUUGAGAAGAAAUCAGUGGCAGUUGGGGACGAUAUGCCAAUGGACUCUGUUGUUUUCUACCACAGACACGGUGUGAAAGAUGCUUCUGAGGGCACCACGGUGAAUGUUUCCGAGAAAGGCACAGGAACAGAAGCCACUCUGGUUCAUGACGAGGGAAUACAAGCCAGAGUGGAGACAGAGGAGGCUGCGGUUUGGGUUAUGGAAUCACUACUUGGGUUGACCUCCGAGACACAGCGGGAGAUGGACACCUUACAGGACACCAUUAAAUUCCAGCAGGAGUCAAUUGUGGCUCUAGAGGACCGGCUGAGUGUGGCCGACAAAGACUUGGGAAUUCUCAGAGCCCAGGUUGAAGAGAAAAUGUCCAAAGUCACAUUUGAAAAGGGUGUUCUCGCCAAACCAGUCAUGACAAAUGCCCAGGUAGAGACAUCGACUUCUGAGUUAAAGCAUGUUGCAGUCUUGUGCUGUCCCGAGGUGAGCGAUGCAAGUGUAGGUGAGGGCUUAACAGCAAAUCAGACUGAACAAGGCACUCAGACUGAUGCUGUAGUGACACCAGCAGAACCAGUUCCUGUUGCAGUGGUCAGCACUGGGUGCCAAUGGGAGAAUUUGUUUGAGGAAAAGACUGAGGAGCAGAAAGUUACAGUGCCAAAGAAGAGACAGUUGACCAUCGCUGACUACAAAGUCUCGCCAGAAGAAGUGGUCAGUAUGGCUGAGAAGAAAGAGGGAGACCAAGGAGACACGACUGCUACCAGCAAUACCAAGACAGGUAUGCUGAAAUCUAUCAUGAAGAGGAAGGAUGGGAGUAACUUGGGGGAAAAUCGCACUGCUGGCAAGAAGAGCCUUCAGUUUGUGGGCAUUCUAAAUGGAGGGUAUGAGUCCACAUCAAGUGAAGAGGAUGAGGAAGAGGAGGAAGAAGAUGGGAGUUCUUCUGGAGAAAGUGGAGAAGGCGAGUGCUUGGACAGUACAGAGGAGGAUGAGGCUGCUCUGGAGGAAGAAACAUCUGAGGAGGAAAGAAACGUCAACUUGGACGAAACUGACACAGAUGAGGAAACUCUGAGAGCAGAAAAUUAUUCAUCUGAUGGUGUGAAAGAGAAGUUUGAGCUAAGCUCAAAAAUGCGUGAAGCCUGCCUCAUUCUGAAGAAUCACCUGAACGAUGACAUCAAAACACUGAAGAGUAAGGAAGUGCUCUCCAGCACUCACACCGUCCAGCUUGAGUGGUUUCGCAUCUCCAGUGCCAAAAUGGCUCAGCCAUCGCGGGUGUCGGACUACCUGAUGGCAUUCUCGGAGGUGUCUGCAACGCUGCUGGAGCAUGUAGUCAACAUGACCGAUGGCAACGGCAACACAGCUCUCCACUACAGUGUCUCACACUCCAACUUCAGUGUGGUGGGGCUGCUGCUGGACACAGGCAUGUGCUGUGUGGAUAAACAGAACAAGGCGGGCUACACGGCCAUCAUGCUGGCUGCUCUUUCUACAGUGAAGGAGGAGGAUGACAUGGCUGUGGUUAAGAAGCUCUUCAGUCAGGGCAAUGUCAACGCCAAAGCCAGCCAGGCCGGCCAGACAGCGUUGAUGCUAGCUGUUAGUCACGGUAGGCAGGAGAUGGUGCGGGCACUGCUGGAGUGUGGCGCCGACGUAAACGUGCAGGACGAUGAGGGAUCUACGGCGCUGAUGUGUGCCAGCGAACAUGGCCGAGCUGAAAUCGUCAAGCUGCUCCUGGAACAGCCUGGCUGCGACAUCUCCAUCAUUGAUAAUGAUGGCAGCAAUGCUUUGUCCAUUGCACUGGAGGCGUCUCACAACGACACAGCUGUGCUGCUCUACGCCCACAUGAACUAUGCAAAGACCCAGACUGCUUUGGGGAGUCCGAAGGCCCCGAGGAGCCCCACCAGCACCCACAAGCCUUGGCCUGCAGAGUGACAUUAGGCGGACAGACCAGCAAACAUAACUGGAUCUGAGCUGUGAAAAGCUCCACUGGAAUUUACUUAAAUAUAUAUGUAUUUAUAUAUUGCCAUAUGUCCUGCAUUUAUAAGUAUUGUUAAUAUGAGAAUAUUAUUUUUCCAUAAAAGUUGUGAAAGGUUAUAUUAUAUACUUGACUAAUAUGAGCUCCUAGCAUGUUUAAAUGAGGUCUCCGGCACUUGACAGGAGAUUAGACCUUACAUUUAUUAUUUGCACUCCACUAAUGUAUUUUAUUCUUAAGGGCAACACACAGCUGCGGUAUAUGAAGUACAUCAAAAAACAUGCACCCACUGUUUUCUAUGUACAUGCUUGUCAAGAUAUGCAUUUCCUAAUUCCCAGUGUCAACACUCCAGUAAAGCAACUAUUUUAUCAGUUGCUCCUUGGAUUGGCUGAACCCAGCUACUAUACUUUAACAACUUCUGCCUGUAUGGAGGGUCAGGUGUGUGCUAUGGACAUCAAAUGACACGGCGUGGCCGGUGUGUGUGUUGCCCUUUAGUCUUCCCUUUCUGUCCUGCCCUGGCUAACUGAUCUGUGAACCUCUUUGCCUCCGUAGUCUGCACUAACUGUCUGUUUAUUGUAUGUUCAUAUAAAUAUAUACAUAUAUAUAUAUAUUCAUGUCUGAAAUAAACAUAUUUACAUAAAUGUUGCAAAAUGGAUGUUUUUCUUUAACCUUACAAACUGUUUUCCAAAUAGAUAGGCAAUCUAAACUCACCACAGUUUCACCAGCUAGCUAAAAGGUAAGCAACAUUAGUUGUAUGAAUUACGUAAAGUUAAUUUUAUCUGUAUAGCCAAAUAUCACAAAUUUGCUUCAUGGGACUGUACACUCUGUACAGUAAUACAACAUUCUCUGUCCUUGGACCCUUGAUUUAGAUGAGAAAAAACUCUCCCUAAAAACCAUUUAACAGGGAAAAAAAUGAAAGAAACCUCAGAAAGAGCAAGAAAGGAGGGAUCCCUCCUCUAGGAUGGAUAGACUUGCUGUAGAUGUUGGGUGUAUGAAAUAGACUAAGAUAGUAAAAUU
This is a messenger RNA of Thunnus maccoyii (southern bluefin tuna), 6656 nucleotides long. It is a transcript of the gene kank3, whose product is annotated as KN motif and ankyrin repeat domains 3. Gene Ontology annotation, molecular function: protein binding. NCBI's taxonomy places the organism in Eukaryota, Metazoa, Chordata, Actinopteri, Scombriformes, Scombridae. Gene Ontology annotation, cellular component: cytoplasm; cytoskeleton. Gene Ontology annotation, biological process: negative regulation of actin filament polymerization. The record is from RefSeq and is a predicted model, not a curated record. Bases 2621 to 5599 code for a protein of 992 amino acids. The transcript has 12 exons.